AAAACCACCACCAUCAUGGCAACGGCCGCCACUGCCACCACCAUCCCCCGCCUCCUAUCCCCUACCACCACCCAUCAAACCCUCCGUUCCACCCUGUCCUCCUUCACAAAACCCGAUUCCCUUAAAACCAUCAGACUAGCCACCAAACUUCACGUUUCUUCCCCAACCAACAAACCCAUCUCAACCACCACUGCCACCACCAAACCCACCCAAGAAACCAUCUUCUUCGAUGGCGGAGCACACUACGGUGACCUUGUAGCAAAUCUUCUUCUGGGUUUCACUCUCGUAUGGCUGCCACUCACUCUGGCAGCAGUUCUCAGAGGUUUUUUCUUGCGAUACCGAUUCACAAAUUUGCGGGUCACUGUGAUAUCCGGGUUAACGGGUCAGGACAGGAGUGAUUUCUCGUAUAAAGUUGUCAAAGAUGUUCAAGUUGUUCCGAGAUUUAUUGGUGAAUGGGGUGAUGUAAUCAUCACUCUAAGAGAUGGAACUAAGGUUGAUUUGAGAAGUGUUCCUAGGUUUAGAGAAAUUGCCAAGUACUGUUUAUCCAUGGCUGAGAAGAAAUCUGGUGAUGAAUUGGAAGAGGGUGGUGGGGCUAAAGGGUUUUGAGGGUUCUGAUUUUGAAACAACGCACUUCACCUGUUCGAUCAUUUAUGGCUGAGAAAUUAAGGUUUGAAUCUGAUUAGUGGGCACAUCUAUUUGAUCAAAAGAGGUAUGUACAUUUUCAUAAUUGCUAGUUUGAUCAAGAUUUUCGGUUAUAUUCUUUGUAUAAUCUUAUGUAUACCAAGUUACCUGAUGUUGAAAUUUUAUGGUGAUUUCUUGGGUAAACCUGCUUUCUGUGUAAAUUUGAUAUUAGAGUUAUUGAAGGUAUCAAAAGUUCCGGUAAUUUGCAUUUCUAGAUC
Messenger RNA from Cynara cardunculus var. scolymus (artichoke), 899 nucleotides. RefSeq lists its product as uncharacterized. Bases 16 to 606 code for a protein of 196 amino acids. The transcript has a single exon. Lineage: Eukaryota; Viridiplantae; Streptophyta; Magnoliopsida; Asterales; Asteraceae. The record is from RefSeq and is a predicted model, not a curated record.